Linnemannia hyalina is the source of this 2016-nucleotide messenger RNA. The record is from the annotation of a GenBank genome assembly. NCBI's taxonomy places the organism in Eukaryota, Fungi, Mortierellomycota, Mortierellomycetes, Mortierellales, Mortierellaceae.
AUGCCGCCUUCGCCUCGAAAAGGCACAGUGCCCAAGCCACGACAGACCUACGGUCGCCAAAGGAGUAUCGUCGGCCAACGGGACAGGGACACCAGUCCACCCUCGCCAUCAGAGGCCAACACAACAGCUGCUUCGCUCCCAAGGGGUUCUUCUUCUGUCUCUUCGCCUAUUUUAAAGAGAGGAGGGUCAGACCUUGAUUCGCCGCCAGUCCUGAAGAGAGCUGGAUCGACUAUUGCCCCACGCGCACCAUUGGAUCUCCAAGCGGCGUUGAGGGCUUCUCAUGAAUUGAGAGAGGCAGGCCAGAACCAUCAGUUCAGAGACGAAAUCGAGUAUAUUCUGGAUGGGAUCCGCACAAAGGACAGACCCAAGAUCCGGAGAACAAGCUGUCUAGAUCUUGUACGGUCAAUGCUCAAGCUGGAGUUUGCGGACUUGUUCAGGUUCCACAACUACAUGUCCACCGUCUUUGAAACGAUACGGACAGAUCGUGAUCCAUACAACGACCUCAAGGACAUUGUCAAGCAGUCAGGAAUUAUCACCAAGGGACAGAAGGUCUUGGCGAAGUCCAUUGUCCUUUCAACCAUGACUGGCAUCAUUGAGGAAUCUGUUGCUCUUCAGGAUGCCGAGACACUGUCGCUCAUUGAGCAACGCCCAAACUUCAUCAACACCGUCAUCGACAUCUUGGUCGAUGACCUAGCAUGGAUAAAGCAACCAUCCGCAACGCCUGGAGUAUUUCUGCCAGACGUGCUGGAUAUUGGCCGGAUACAAAACUGUCUGUGCAUUCUGGAGCGACUAUCACUUGUUUCCAAGACACCUGCGACUGUCCUUGCAGACAACGCCAGGGUGUUUCCUCUUUUCGUCCAAUUGAUCACACUGUGUCGUGCGCACGCCUUUCAAUACCCGCAGCAUACAGAUUCUAUGAACUUGAUGCUGCACGCGCUUCGGUUGUUGAUCAAUGUGACGAAUGGAUUUGAACCCUGCUGCGAAAACCUAGCCCAGAGCGGAUCGAUCUCUGUGCUGACCCAAAACAUCAUUCAGUUCUAUGGCCAUUGCCGGAACUACACCCCCGGAGAAACUGAGAUGGCGACGACAAUGAGCGGAGGUCAGGAUCUUAUGGACGAUGUCGAACGGAUACACUGGACAAGAGCCGAGUCUCGAUCGGAUUCGGGGUUUUCUUUCGAGAUGAUGACACCAGGAGCGACACCCUCGCGCCGUGAACGUGACGAGUUUAGGAUGAGCAAUGAGACGGAUGAUUUGGAGGCUGCUUUGAAGGCUGAGGGGCUUUUGAGUAGCCGGCCGAGCGUGAUGGAGGUUAAGAUUGAGAAUGAUGCCAAUGGGUGGUAUGACAUUCUGCUCCUCUCGAUCGGAUUGCUGAUUAAUAUGCUCGAAACUAACGUGCGGCGGAGACACCAAUUAACCGACCAAGCCAUUGGACUGGACUGCAAUGCGAUUGGAGAUUGCUUUAUCCGAGAAUGUCAGUGCGACAAGAGCACGGACGCUUUGGAACGAUUGGUCGAGAUUUACAAUACCGAAGCAACCAUAAGCGAAAUGACCGAGAACCAAGUGCUGGCGGCUUAUUUGGCCCUUUUACUUGGCUGUGCUGUUGGAGGAAACCCAGAGAACGAGACACGGCUGUACCAAUCGAUUCAUGAGCAGAGUUUGGUGCCUAUGGUUGAUUUGCUGCGAGACUUUAUGGCUGCCCAAACACAAAACGCAACCGACAAUCAGGACUUUGAUGAUAACGGCUAUGGCGACAACAGUGAUGAUACUACUAUGACGAGUCAGGGUGCAUUUCAAGGUCAUGGUGUGUCGAUGGGCCGGUCUGUUUCUAUGAUGUCUGUGACCCUUGAGAAUGAAAGUGCCCAAGCAACCGUAGACGGAGUGGAAGGAGUCGACCAAGCUGGAGGAGGAGGUAUCUCGUUCAAGUCUACGGGCGGCCUGGAAACACAACAGAGUUUUCUGCAGAUCAUUGACGUCUUACAGCGUAUUGAGCUGCGGCAUUCGGAAAUUCGUGAAUAA